Messenger RNA from Clonostachys byssicola, 624 nucleotides. The record is from the annotation of a GenBank genome assembly. Lineage: Eukaryota; Fungi; Ascomycota; Sordariomycetes; Hypocreales; Bionectriaceae.
AUGUCCCAGCCAGGCCGAGGACGCGACAUUGCCAAGGACGGCCCCCCUCCCACGAGUGCCCCUCCCCCCUACUCACCAAGGUCGGGAAGAAAUCGAUCGGCAUUGACAGCCAGAGGCGUCCAGCUUAACCAGUUUGCUCAACGCCUGGCUCUAGAACCCUCUACAGCAGCCCUGUCACGCGCCAUUCAAGCACAGCUCAUGAACGAAAACGAGACCAUGGAAGAUGAUGAUGAGCCCUGUGCACCACUUAACCUGCGGAUCAACACCUCGAUCACCAUCAACAAGAGCAAUAACCUGAUCUGCUUGUCGGAGAACCCAUCUAGCCACGCCAAUGCCAUCGCCGAAGCCAUGACCUCAGCCAUCAAAAAGCACAGUGCAGGCAAUUGUGGACUUCCCAUGAUUGAUGGCAACGGAAACCCAAGACCUAUCAGGCUCGAGGUCGACGCGGGUCUCGUUGUCGAAGGCGAAGGCAACAUCAUCGGAAGCGAGAGCGUCAUUCUUGAGGCUAUUCGCCAGCGUAACGAGCGGCUUGAGCAAAAAACAGUGUGCCUUAGGCGACCCCGAGCCGAGGACGAAGAGGGCGAGUCCUCAAGUGACGGCGCCAAGCGUAGACGAUCUGAGUAA